Molecule: messenger RNA, 1406 nt
Organism: Oncorhynchus gorbuscha (pink salmon)
Lineage: Eukaryota; Metazoa; Chordata; Actinopteri; Salmoniformes; Salmonidae
Product: homeobox protein Hox-C5-like
Exons: 2
Coding region: 164-886 (240 amino acids)
Biological process (GO): regulation of transcription by RNA polymerase II; anterior/posterior pattern specification
Cellular component (GO): nucleus
Molecular function (GO): RNA polymerase II cis-regulatory region sequence-specific DNA binding; DNA-binding transcription factor activity, RNA polymerase II-specific
Source: RefSeq, a predicted model, not a curated record
UUCAAAAGAGCUACAAAUCAAACGCAAACGCAAUAACAAUACCACACCGUUAUAACUGCUAUCUGUACAUAUUUUACAAUUAUCGUGUUACGUCAAAACUUUAAUGCAAUAAUUUAGUCCGUAUAAAUGCUUCCAUUUCGUUUCCUUUGCGUUUUCUCUUGAAAUGAGCUCUUACGUAGCCAACUCGUUGUUUAAGCAAACUCACGAUGCGUCAGCUUUCGCUUUGCACAACCAUGGCUACGGAUCUAACCCUGACCUCAACGUGUCCGGCUACAGUGGUUAUGGAGGGCAUGAUCACCGCGGGUCAUUUGCGUCCCCACGGUCCUCGAGUUCCAUUGGCAUGGGAGAGAUGAACACUGUGCUGCGUGGCAAUCCUGGCGACCUUACACCACCGCCAGAGUCUUCCACAGGAGACGCUACCCAGAGACACCUCAUGAACGAGCAGACAAGCGGCCAGGGAUCUCUAAAUCUGGGACUGUAUCGUCGAAAACCGGUGACGAACUCAGAUUUGAGCGAAAUGCCCAUCCGCAAGACACAAACAGGAGAGAUCAAAGUCGGAACUUUGCAACCCGUCCAGCCAGUAACACUAGCAAACCAUUCGACUCAGCCACAAACCAGCGAGCAGCAACCGCAAAUAUAUCCCUGGAUGACUAAACUACACAUGGGUCACGAGGCUGACGGCAAAAGGUCAAGGACGAGUUACACACGCUACCAAACUCUGGAGUUGGAGAAAGAAUUCCAUUUCAACCGGUAUCUGACGCGUCGUAGGCGCAUCGAGAUCGCGCAUAUGCUCUGUCUGAAUGAGAGGCAAAUCAAAAUCUGGUUCCAGAACCGACGAAUGAAGUGGAAGAAGGACUCAAAGCUUAAAAUGAAAGAGUCCAUCUAAAACAAGGGGGCAUUUUCAAACGAUAUCAACGUUUCUGUUUGAGAUGACAUUCAAAGACUCUCAUCACUACCCGUUUCCAAACCGUGACUUUUGUGAUGCGAUGUUUCAGUGUGAUAAUAAUGAACAUUCUUCGAUGAUGGAUCUGAUGAUGUAAUAUAUCUGUCAUGUUGUUUGAAUAUUGUACUGUUUUAUUUUAUACCUUGGAAUAUGAACUUGUUCAACAGAGUCCUAUAGAACUUUUGAGAAUGUAAACGCUUGAAAUAGAUUAAUUAUAGAAAAUAUUACUUUAAUAAUUUUAACGUUUCAUCCCUUCCCCUCUUUUUCCUUAAAUUCAUUUCAAGUCGAAAGUUAUUGAUAUUAUCGUAUAUUCCUGCUGUACUAUCAACAUUGUUUUCUCCGUGUGAGUUUUCUAUUAAUUUAUAUAAAACACAACCACGAAAGGUAAAUUCAUUGUAGUUAGCCUACUCUUCAAACUUCUUCUACAUUUUUAUUCUGUUUGUGUUUUUCUGUUGUUUUUUUU